CCAUAGGAAGUCGCGGUCAAUAGUUUCCUUAAUGGAGAAGUUUGGGGCUCUAUCUAUAUAAGGUCUUGUUCUUGUUUGUUUUCCCAUAAGAAAUCGUGGGAUCUGCUAUUUUCUUGGCUCUUGGAGAAGACAGAAAAUAAAAUUGCCAAUAUGAAGCAAAAGAUUGUGAUGAAGGUGCAGAUGAAUUGCCAGAAAUGUCAGAGAAAGGCACUGCAGGUUGCAGCUGAAGCAAAUGGGGUGAACUUUGUGGGCUUGGGAGCGCAGAAAGAUAGCGUGGAGGUGAUUGGGGAUGGAGUUGAUGCUACAAAGCUGGUUAAUACUAUGAGGAAGAAGGUUGGGCACACCGAUCUCGUCAGUGUGCAAGCUGUGAAAUGAAAACAAGAUGACAGAGAGAGAGAGAGAGAGAGAGAGAGAGGUAGAUAGAGAGAGAGAGAGAUAUUAAUAUUAUGUAGACUUCGGCUUUAUAAAUAAAAAGAGUUUCUCGAAGAUUUAUUUA
Messenger RNA from Alnus glutinosa, 496 nucleotides. RefSeq names its product heavy metal-associated isoprenylated plant protein 47-like. Lineage: Eukaryota; Viridiplantae; Streptophyta; Magnoliopsida; Fagales; Betulaceae. Gene Ontology annotation, molecular function: metal ion binding. The transcript is spliced from 3 exons. The coding region runs from base 151 to 375 and encodes 74 amino acids. The record is from RefSeq and is a predicted model, not a curated record.